Messenger RNA from Saccostrea echinata, 1853 nucleotides. RefSeq names its product programmed cell death protein 10-like. Gene Ontology annotation, biological process: regulation of Golgi organization; positive regulation of MAP kinase activity. NCBI's taxonomy places the organism in Eukaryota, Metazoa, Mollusca, Bivalvia, Ostreida, Ostreidae. Gene Ontology annotation, molecular function: protein kinase binding. The coding region runs from base 112 to 756 and encodes 214 amino acids. The transcript has 8 exons. Gene Ontology annotation, cellular component: FAR/SIP/STRIPAK complex; Golgi apparatus. The record is from RefSeq and is a predicted model, not a curated record.
UCGGAGGUUUGAAAAAACAAACGAGGAUCUAAUAUUUGUUGACAGUUUAUAUAUCCCCAGAUGUGACAUUAGGACUCUUGGUAUCUUGAUUCAGCUGGAGAUCUACAAACCAUGACAAUGGGGGAUAGUAAUAAAAACCUUUAUGCCAAAAUGAUUGUGGAUGUUGUCCUAGGUCCAGUACUGGAGAGGCUUGAAAAGAAAGAUGUUUCUGCAGCACAGACACUAAGAGCAGCUUUUACAAAAGUUGACAACACACUACCUGGAUUUGCGUAUGAUUAUGUGAAGGGAGUCCUAAAAAAGGCAGAAAUUCAUGACAAGUUUGAUCUUUGUGAGACUUUAUUAAGACUGGGUGGAUCCCAGGAUUGUGAAGAAUUACGCAUUUCCAGACAAGAGCCCACAUUCCAAGAACUUAACAAGUGCGCCAUGGCUUUAAAAAAAAUCCUCAGUAGAAUUCCAGAGCAGAUUUAUGACAGGAAACAGUUUCUAGAGACAAUCAAAGAAAUAGCCAGUGCUAUAAAGCGCCUACUGGACGCUGUAAACCGAGUGAUAGCAGAAGUCCCUGCUGCAGACAAUGGCAGUAAACAGAUUCUUGAGGACAGAAAAAAAGAAUUUGUUCGCUAUUCCAAAAAAUUCAGCAACAUGUUGAAAGAAUUUUUCCGAGACACAAACCAGAACCAGAGUGUCUUUAUCAGUGCGAACUACCUGAUCUACCAAACCAACUUGAUUCUUAGAACUGUCCGACAAGAAUGCUGCUAGUUCAUAUGGGAAAAAAUGGCAGAAACUCUUCUCUAUUUCAUUGUCCACUAUCUCCAAAAUAAAGUUUGUUGUGAAACAAAGGAAAUGACAUUUUUGAAUGCAUUUAUAUUAAGAUUAAUAAAUAAUGAUAUAGAUUAUAUUAAAGAAAUUAAGAGAAAAAGUUCAAAACAUUUCAAAGCAAGUAUCUCUAAACUAUAUAUGAUUACUUUGUGAAAGAAAUUAUUUUUUUAAGUGUGGAAAUCAUUAAAAAAAACAACAAAUAUUUAUUAAUUAUCAUGCACCAUGUUGUUAUAAGAAAUUAUGUUUUUGCGUGUCUCACAGUAUUUGAGAGUUUCAUACACUGAGGUUGUUAUCAUGUAUGAAGUUUUAUUUCUGCAGAGCAGAAACUAACACUAUAAAUUUGCAAAAACUAACACAAAGAAUAUUCAAUACAAUUCAUAUAGGAUUUUAUAAAGAAAUACAUAUAGAUAAUUAACAUUUUGGUUUGGUGUGAUUAAUAUGAAUAAUGUGUUUUUGGUGCUACAGUGAUUUCAUUGAAAUGCCAUUAACCUGGUAUGAAAUAUUUUUAAAAUGUCUAUUAUUGAUAAUUAUUUGUAUCCAAACUCUCAGAACAUAUCAUUAAGUUCCGAUAUACUAUGAACAUUCCAAUAGCUUUGACAUUGUUUGCCUUUUCUCCUUUAGUUAUAAUCAGUUUGUUGUUACUCUGUACUUUAGUUUUACCCAACAAAAUCAGCAGUGAAGUAGGAUUAAGUGAACAGGUUGUUAAAACAGUUUCUGGAUUGUGAAUUGUGAAAUCCUACACUGUAAGAUUUUCAUGAAACUGUGUAAUAUAAAAAUGCACUAUAUAUUAUGUAAUACGUAGCAAAAUUAUUCACAUUGUGUAUUGAUGGAAUCUUAAACCAAAUUUGUUCCAAUCAUACUUGGUUCCCGUGCUGUGAGAUUCUAAAUUGCUGAUUUUCUUUGUGUUUAUUCUUGUAACCCUGUAGUAUUCAUGUACUUAAUUCCAAUCCUGUAUUAUCUUGAGAAAGGAGAUGUUGUAAGGUUAAUUCAUGUAGGAAAUACAUGGAGCAAAUAAAAAUAUUUUAUUCAGGUUUUUA